Molecule: messenger RNA, 1830 nt
Organism: Symbiodinium natans
Lineage: Eukaryota; Dinophyceae; Suessiales; Symbiodiniaceae
Source: the annotation of a GenBank genome assembly
AUGUCCAGUCUUUCCGUGCAAGGCCUGCAAGCACCGCGGAACUUAUCUCCAGUGUCUUUCAAGUCAAAAGCCGCAGCGGAAAUUGUGCUGGAAAGCUUGAAGUUCAGUGGCAUGCAGCCAGCAAAUCCAGCAACUAUUCGUUGGCGAGGGGUUUUGGCCAAAUGCAAGCUGCAUUGGCAGGCAGCAAUAAGUGUGCUUCGGACAAUGGUGCUCGUCUGGGUUGAACCAGAUGUCACACACCGCAACGCCGUUCUCAGUGCGUCUGUCGUAAGCCAAGAGUGGCAGCAGAGCACAGCAGCCUUUGAAAGGAUAUCUCAGCAGAACUCGAAGCCAGACAUCGUUUCAGUCACUACAAUGAUGGGGCUUGCGAGCGAGCGGUGGGCAUUUGGUUUGGACAUGCUCUUGCUCUUGGACCUCAAUGGGUUGCAGAUGGACAGAAUCGCUUGCUGCGAGGUUAUGAAAUCACAUAAGAGAUUCUCUUUGUGGACCCUGAGUUUGCUAAACCUGGCUCGGAUGUCCGAGACCAACAUGCAGAUUGACUCCGUCAGCUGUGCUCAUUUCAUGAGCGCUUGCAGCGAUUGCAGCCAGUGGCGGCUGACAUUGCGUGCGGUUAGUUGGAUGGCAAAGCCAGAGUCCCCUUGUGAAACUGGUUUAUUGCCAUUCAACAUAGUUCAAAGCAGUUACGGCCAUUCUGAAUGGGAAUACGCAGCAGUAGGGCUGGAGCAGGCACGCCAUUCUCGACUACAUCCUGAUGAGGUUUCGUUGUGCGUUACACUGAAAAAGCAAAGCCAUCAACACUGGUCGCUUGCGACAGGUGUCUUUACCCUAUGCAAAAUGCGUUCAUGGAACGUGAGACCCAACAUCAACUGCUUCAACUGCGCCAUGGCUACAAUAGCGCACAUAUGCACCAGCAGCAACAGCAGCAACAGCGGCUGGUCACGAGUUUUGGAGUUUCUGCGCAGCGUGCAGCAGCAGCUGAUCUUUCCCGACACGGUAACUCUCAAUACAUGUCUGGCGGCUUUUCGCUCACUAGGCUCACCAGAAAAGUGGGCGGUGCCUCUUUGCUUGAUACAUGCUGCUAGCAUUCAGCCAGACGCAGUCACGUGGCUGUGUGUCAUGGAGCCAUUGGAGUUCUCUGAGAGCUCAUGGAGGAAAGCGAUCCAGCUUCUUCGGCAGUUGCCAGUGCUGCAGCUACGACCAUCAGCACACUGCGCUAGCGUUGUAAUGAAAUGCUGCAAAAGUAUGGGUCUUUGGAGGCUUUCGCUUGAUUUGUUAUCGGGUUUAGCAGAUCAGAACGACCGCAGUGCAGCUACAGCUACUUGCGCUGUUGCUUCCUGCUGGCAGCUUGCGAUGUACCUCACUAGCAUUGAAAGGUGGCGGCUGCAACAAGAUGUAAUUUCACUGAAUUCUGGCUGCUCCGUGUUGGAAAGAAGCUCUGCAUGGUCUCAUGCAUGGGCUUUGUUGGAGUAUGCUUGUAAAAGAGGCAUUGAGCUGACUCAAGAAAGCCAUCGGCAAUCCAUGUCUUGUGGGAGCUCCAGGUGGGUUCAGGCCUUGGUUUGCUGGACAAGGCAUCGUGCCUGCUUUACACCAUUUACACCAGAGACAGAUAUUGCAAGCUGCAAUGCGGCCUUGUCUGCGACUGAGAAAGCAGCGCUUUGGUAUCGCACUCUGGAGCUCUGGAAGACGAUGUGUACGUGCCACAUCCAGCCGGAUGAAAUCAGCUAUAACGCUGUGAUCAGUUCUUGUGAGAAGGGCCAAUGGCAAAAGACAAAUUCAGGAAUGCAUGUGCACGAACUCACCAUGCGGAGUAAAGAGCUUCUCAUGCUUUGA